CACACUUUCGUCUACUCUUCACUCACCUCGCCCUGUACAGCGCCAUAUCCACCACCACCAUCUAGCAUCACCACCGCCGACCACACCACUACAUCUCGCCCUCACCCCACCCCCACCCAAUGGCCACCCGACCCGCGCCGCCCGUCCCAUCGUCGGGACGGUCCAGGCGCGAUGUGCCCCCCGGCGCGACGGACCCGCGCUCGCGUCCCAAGCCGCGUAUCGGCCAAUACAUUAUCGAGAGGACGCUAGGGACUGGGAGUUUUGGCAAAGUCAAGCUCGCAACCCACGCCAUUACCGGCCACCAGGUCGCCCUCAAGCUCAUCAACAGGAGCAAGAUCACGACCCCCGACAUGAACGCCCGUGUCAAGCGUGAGAUCCAGUACCUCAAGGUCUUGCGACACCCGCACAUCAUCAAGCUCUACGAGGUGAUCACCACCCCCACCGACGUGAUCAUGGUCAUGGAGUAUGCCGGCGAGGAGCUGUUCAACUACAUUGUUGCAAAGGGCAAGGGUGGCAUGGAUGAGAACGAGGCCCGAAGGUUCUUCCAGCAGAUGAUCGGUGCAAUCGAGUACUGCCAUCGUCACCACAUUGUGCACCGUGACCUCAAGCCCGAGAACCUGUUCCUUGACUCGCACAACAACAUCAAGAUUGGAGACUUUGGUCUGUCUAAUCUGAUGACUGAUGGAGACUUCCUCAAGACGUCGUGCGGUAGUCCCAACUAUGCGGCGCCAGAGGUCAUCUCUGGAAAGCUGUACUCUGGCCCAGAGAUCGAUGUCUGGAGCGCAGGCGUCAUCAUGUACGUCCUCCUCUGCGGCAAGCUACCCUUCGACGACGACCACAUCCCCUCGCUCUUCAAGAAGAUUGAGAGUGGUAUCUACUCGAUGCCGUCUCACGUGUCCAAGGAGGCACAGCACGUCCUGAGACGCAUGCUCGUCGUCGACCCCGUCAAGCGUGCCACCAUCAACGAGAUUCGCCAGAUGCCCUUCUUCCUCGAGAACCUGCCAAACUACCUCCAGCCUCUCCCUGCGACUCCUAUGACGGAGCGCUACCCCACUCUCCCCAUGGGCGACCUGAGCACCUUGCUGUUGAUCAACGAGGGCCAGGCCGACCCCAAGAAGAUUGCCGAGGCCAAGGGCUUGACAUGGACCGAGGACCUGGGCAUCAUCGACCCCGACAUUGUCGACGAGCUGCUGCAGAAAAUCUCAACGUACACGCCGGAGAUGGUCAAGGACGCGCUGCAGAAGCCUGGCGACAACCAGGUCAAGGUCGCGUACCAGCUCGUGCGCGACCACAAGCAGAUUGUUCGCGACUGUGAGUUAAGAAUUGCCGCACUGUACUCGUUUGACGACGAGGACCAGUCCGCCAUGGAGGACUUCCUUGCAUCAUCACCACCGGCUUGGAACGCCGAGAUUCCCCACCACCAGCAGCCCCACGCCGAGGAUGAAAACGACCUCGACGAGGUCGACCCCGAGAUUCAGGACAUUCCCAACGCCCACUUUGACGUGCUCGAUAGCAGUCUUCCAGGCAAGUCUACGCCGCCAGGCGGCGAGACCCGGGAGCAGGAGGAUGCCGAGCGAGCUGCCCGCGCACUGCUCUCUCCUCCAGAGCCGCCCAUCCCCACGUUCGAGACCAAGCCGCUGCAGAAGCCCCGUUGGCACUUUGGUAUCCGCUCAAGGUCACCACCAAUGGAGGUGCUGCUCGAGAUCUACCGCGUGCUGCAGCAGAUCGGCAUGGAGUGGAAGCUCAAGGAUGUUCCGCUGCCCGAGAUUGGCCCUGUGCCGCCGGGAGGCCAGGGCUACACCGAGGAGGUUGACGACGCGCUGGCACGUUACCAGGCCGAGAAUCCCGACAAGGAGGUGGUCAUGGGCAAGCGCCCGCCAGGCAAGAAGGAGGCUGCGGCGAUUGAGAAGGCUGCGCAGUCGCUCUUCCUCAUCGAGACACGAGCACGCUACGACAACACGUUGAUCCGCAUGGACCUGCAGCUGUUCUACGUGGACAACUCUAACUUCCUCGUCGACUUCCGCAACGUGAGCUACACGCCUGUCCCGCCCACCGAUGGUGAGGAGCCUACCCGCCCCAAGGGUGCUGCGCUUGGCGGGGGUGGCGUAUCUGGCCCGUUCCAGUUCUUGGAAAUGGCGUGCCAGCUGAUUGCGGAGCUGGCGAGCGGAUAGGGAGGGGGAGUGAUUUUCGGGAGAAGCCUUGUCGUCGUCCUACACGGGUCAUUAGAUGGGUUUGUAGCUUUACGAGUUGUGAUUAUGGG
This is a messenger RNA of Vanrija pseudolonga, 2260 nucleotides long. It is a transcript of the gene SNF1, whose product is annotated as Carbon catabolite-derepressing protein kinase. The coding region runs from base 120 to 2171 and encodes 683 amino acids. The transcript is spliced from 8 exons. The record is from RefSeq and is a predicted model, not a curated record. Gene Ontology annotation, molecular function: ATP binding; protein serine/threonine kinase activity. Gene Ontology annotation, cellular component: cytoplasm. NCBI's taxonomy places the organism in Eukaryota, Fungi, Basidiomycota, Tremellomycetes, Trichosporonales, Trichosporonaceae. Gene Ontology annotation, biological process: intracellular signal transduction; protein phosphorylation.